Messenger RNA from Symbiodinium sp. CCMP2592, 311 nucleotides. Lineage: Eukaryota; Dinophyceae; Suessiales; Symbiodiniaceae. The record is from the annotation of a GenBank genome assembly.
GCCUAAGAAGUCUUCCGGAAGAUGACCGAGUCCCGGGGCCGCUUGCCAGUCCACCUCCAAGGAAGCAGCGAAGGAGCUGCAGGGUCAAGACUAUGGCAUUCCAGGAUGACUUGGAGAAAACGUGCAAGAGAAGUACAAGAAAAGAAGGUGUUGGGGAGUGCGGUCAACCCCGUGCUGCGCGAGGAGCUGCCUCGAGCGUGAAGAACUAUGCCAAGAAGCAUCCGCGCAGGACCUGGGAUGGGCGCUUGGACUGCGGACUUCAAGGGGACUACUUCGGUAGUGAGCAGUCGGUGACGCUCUCACACCAUUAG